AUGGGCGAAGAAUCAAAUAAAGAGAAGCCAAUCUACGAGAUCCACUUGGACAAGCUGAUCGACUCGCUGCGGCUGAAUAUCGAGACGCCCGGCGUACGCAUGGAAUUAAACGAACUGGACUGUAUCGCGCUGUGCUGUCUCGUGAAGCCGAUCUUCGAGAGCGAGAACAUGCUGCUCGAGCUGGCCGCCCCGAUCAAAGUGUGCGGUGACAUCCACGGCCAGUUCUACGACCUGCUGCGUCUCUUUCUGCUCUGCGAGUAUCCGCCCAAGACGCGCUACCUCUUCCUCGGCGACUACGUCGACAGGGGGCCGCAGUCCGUGGAGGUGUUGUGUCUCCUCUUCGCCCUCAAAAUCAAGUACCCCAGAGGCUUUUUUAUGCUGCGUGGCAACCACGAGAGCGAUAUCGUCAAUCGUAUCUACGGUUUCCGCGACGAGAUCCGCGAGCGCUAUGGAAAAUCGAAGCUCCGCAAGCAUUUCUCCAACGUCUUCAGUGUCAUGCCGGUGGCCGCGAUCAUCGAGAACAGCAUCUUCUGUUGCCAUGGCGGUCUGUCUCCGGAGCUGUUGCAGGACAACGUGACCGGCCUGCAGGAGAUGAUAAACCCCAUUCCUCGACCUGUCGAUGUGCCCCGCCAGGGCCUGCUCUGCGAUCUUCUCUGGGCGGAUCCGGCCGAUUACGCGCCCAACGGCGAGAUGCAGCUCGGCUGGACGCCGAGUCCUCGCGGCUGUUCCUGGUGCUUCGGACACGAUGUCAUCGACAAGUUUCUCGACAAAUUCGGCCUUGAUCUGAUCGUGCGAGCGCAUCAGGUCGUCGAGGACGGCUACGAGUUCUAUCACAAUCGCAAGUUGAUCACCGUCUUCUCGGCGCCCAACUACUGCAAUCAAUUCGACAACGCCGGAGGCGUGUUCGUCAUCAAAAAAGAGGAGGAGUCGUCCUCCGUGUUGGAGGGCGGCUUCCAGAUCAUUCGACCCGAGAAGAAGUUCAACGCGAUGACGCUCAAUCGUAGAAGGAGUUCAGAACUGCUCGAGGAGUAA
Molecule: messenger RNA, 1032 nt
Organism: Protopolystoma xenopodis
Lineage: Eukaryota; Metazoa; Platyhelminthes; Monogenea; Polystomatidea; Polystomatidae
Source: the annotation of a GenBank genome assembly